Molecule: messenger RNA, 11145 nt
Organism: Zootoca vivipara (common lizard)
Lineage: Eukaryota; Metazoa; Chordata; Lepidosauria; Squamata; Lacertidae
Gene: ANKFY1
Product: ankyrin repeat and FYVE domain containing 1
Molecular function (GO): metal ion binding; protein binding
Source: RefSeq, a predicted model, not a curated record
GGGCAGGGUGGGGGGAGUGUUUGGGCGUGCCUCGUUUAUUUGUGUUAGUAUUUUAUUUACCUCUAUUCCCCGCUGAGGAGAUCGAGGCAGGAUAGGUGGACCUUCUCCCCACCCCCGCCUUAUAUCCUCACAAGAACCCUGGGAGGUAGGCGAGGCCAUAGUGGUGCAGCGGUUAGAGAGAACGUGGACCAGGACUUGGGAAAGACCUGGGUUCAAAUUCUACCCCGCCAUCCAACGCCUCCAACUCGGCCAAGUGACCUUGAGGGCAGGUCGCAGCCCCUCAGCCUGACCUACCUUGCAGGGUUUGUUUCAUAGGCACCAUAAAAUUUAUACACCAUUUGAUUUUAAAACACACACACACACAUCAAAGCAGUGUACAAAAGAUGAAAUACUAAAAUAUAGAAAAAUUCACAACCCUGCCUUCAAACAUACAAAAGUUAACUGAAGCAGAUUAAAAUUUUCUCUGCUUUCUGGGUAGACUUUUAGCAGGUGCAAAAAAAAGAGUAUGGUGAAGGCGCCUGCUUGUUCUCAAUAGGCAGGGAGUUCCAAAGUGCACUAAAGGAUUGAGCUCUUACAAAUACGGAACGGGUAUUAUGUGGCAUCUGUAAGUACUGCCGAUUGCGCUGAUCAAAGCCGGUGAGUGGGUGCACAUCUGAUAAAGUAAACUUGUGCUGAGUUGUUAAGGGCUUCAUAUGCCCAUACUGUAGUAGCACCUUGAACUUGGCUCAGUAGCAAAUCGGCAACUAGUGCAGAGCUCUGCUCGCCGGUGUUAUGGGUUGAUGAUGCCUUCCUCCUGUCAGCAAUCAUGCUGCAGCAUUCUGCACUAACUGCAACUUCUGGAGCAGGAGCACAUUGCAGUAAUCCAGUCUUGAAGUAAUCAAUGCAUGGACUACUGUGGCAAGGCAAGGGUUGUGAGGAGGCCACCUGGGAGUGAGUGUUACUGGGCCCUGGGUGGGCUGUUGUAUGUUUGUAUGCAGUGGGGCGUGAGAGGCUCCUUUCCAACAACUCUUUCUGCUUGGUGAGUUAUGUAGAAGCUUAUGUGUGGAAGUAGAAGACUAUCUUCCUAGAUAGGAGGUGUUUCUUUGAAAUGGGGGAGUCAUAGUGGCACCACUCCACCCCCUGUAUGCAUGCUUGUACCCACCCACCCACUUAGGAAUAGAGUCUGCCCUAUACCACGUCACACCAUUGGUCUUUCUGCACUGACUGGCGGCAUUCUGAUACCUAAUGCUUUUAAUUGAAUCUAGGACUCCACUGAGUUACAUGUGGGCAAAUCCACACCAUAGAUUUAAACUGCAUUCAGCAAACACUUAAAGCACAAAACCUCCACCCUCCAAACAAUCAUGGGAACUGUGGUUUACCCCUCACAGAUUUACAGAUCACAGUUCCUUAUGAAACUAUAUUUUCCAGGAUUCUUUGGGUAAAUAUAUGUGAUUUAAAUGUGCUCUGGGUGUGUUUUUAAUGUAUGGUGCAGAUCUGCCAGUCUCUCCCUCUGUAGUUGCGUAUUGCCUACCAGUAGUAGCUCUCUUAAGAGUCCAGUGGAAAAUGUCAUGGAUUGAACCUGGCACCUUCUGCAUGCAAAUUCUGUACUUAUGACCCUUCCCAUAUCUCAGCUGCUUAGAACUCAGCUUGUUGCCUUGAUUGUUAGUACUGUAUCCCCUAACCAAGCUUCAAUAAGGCAUACAUUGUUUCCUGCACCUAUUUCUUUUCAAACCCGCAACAGCACAGCAGCUUUAAGACACUUUAGUAACUCUUCUGAACUUUUUGUAAAGGAUUACAAAAAUCACCUCCAUAGUAUUCUCUGUGUAUUCAUGUUGCUUUUCUGUAACGUGUCUCUGCCCCAAGGAGAGUGCAGUCAUUGUUGUUAUUUAUACAGUACCAUCAGUGUGUAUGGCACUUCACAGAGAAGGCUGCCCAAGAACUGAAGUGGUACUAGAUCCCACCCAAAGCUGGGAUCUACUUACUUAGUAAUAGUAGUCAUGGUCCACAGGGUCCUCAGUGUGCAUGCUAUUUUACAGAGGCAAAACAAGGCAGGGGAAGGUUCCUGCUGGAAGAGAUUUGUUGUGUUAUGCAUAGCACAGUCUGUGCAUGGUGCUUUAUAGAAUUACAGCAAGACAACAGGUCUCUGCCUGAAGCAGCUUACAGUGUAAAAGUCUAGAGGUGGUGUGGAGGAUGGAGGCGGAGGCAGGCUGAAGCCAAGGUUAACAGUGGGGAGGAAUGCGCAAUAGGUUUACUUGUAUCUAUGUGAACUUCAUUUCACUAGGAGAUAAGAACUAAGGAAUUUUGUGAAAGCGUCCAUAAAAAGAUAGCCUUUGAUGAGGAAUAUGAACAAAAGCAAUUUAAAAGCAAACAGAAGUUUAUUCAGUUGUUUCUUUUGCUGAAGAGGGGAAAAGGAGGGAUCCUAGAAUUGUAGAGUUGCACGGGACCACAAGGGUAAUCUAGUCCAACCCCCCCCCAAAAAAAUGCAGGAAUAUUUUUGCUGAACCUGUGGCUGAAACCCACAAUCCAUCUCAAGGAUGUUUCCUUGAGCAUUGGGUUUAUGUGUGUGUUAGGGAGGAACCUUGAAUGUAUUUGUUACCAGAAAAAUAUAGCAGAAAAUGUAUGUUGAGUUUGUAUUACUUUUUCUUGAAGGAGCUUGGGGUGGCAUACAUACUUAUCCCUUCUCACCUCCUAUUUUCCUCACUGCAAAUCUCUGAAGCAGGUUAGGUUGAGAAACAGUGGCAGGUUCAAGUUUGUCUGGUUAAUUUCAUGCCUGACUUGGGAUUUUGGCCCAGCUCUUUCCAUUCUUGGAAGGUUUCAGUAACAUCAGUGAGUCUUCAUUGGUAGUAAAUGCACUUAUAAUAGGGUGUUGAGUUGCAUGAAGCAACCUAGGUUGCAGUGCUAAACAACUCCAGCCCCUAGUACUUUUUUGUAAAUAUGUUUAAGAUUGCAGCUCAUAUCAUAUUUUCAUGGGGUCCUGUUUAAGGCAGAUUUACAGACAUGAAGUCUGAUUUAGUUCAGUGGGGCUUCUCCCUAGUUGUGUGUGUAGGAUUGUGACAUUAGAUUUAGAAAGGACUAGCUACCAAGUAGGGACGCACAGAGCCUAGGGCUUGCUGAUCAGAAGGUUGGCGGUUCGAAUCCCCGCGACGGGGUGAGCUCCCAUUGCUCGGUCCCAGCUCCUGCCAGCCUAGCAGUUCAAAAGCACGUCAAAGUGCAAGUAGAUAAAUAGGUACCGCUACAGCGGGAAGGUAAACAGUGUUUCCGUGCACUGCUCUGGUUCGCCAGAAGCGGCUUUGUCAUGCUGGCCACAUGACCUGGAAGCUGUACGGCGGCUCCCUCGGCCAAUAAGGCAAGAUGAGCACGCAACCCCAGAGUCGGUCACAACUGGACCUAAUGGUCAGGGGUCCCUUUACCUUUACCUUUACCUUUAGCUACCAAGUAAGUGACCAUAAGAUUGCACCCAUACCUAAAUGCUAGUCUCACUGCAAUCGAGCUGUUCAAUUGCAUAUCCAAGAACAUUAUUAUUUUUAUUAAAUUCUAAAAGAGAAAAGAGACCAAUUCUUCAUAAGUCCUUCCCAAGCCAUUGCCCUUUCUGCUCUAUUCAAGAUGAAAGGGAAAUUUCAGAUAUGUGCAAAAACAAGAGCCCACCUACAUGCUUUUGUUUUUGUUGUCACUUUGAGGAAUGGAGCAUGCGUCACCUGCCUCUCUCCUUCCGUCAAGCGGGCGGCUCCCAGCAGGCAGUGCUUCCUCCACCCAUUGCCCUUUCAUCAGGGUGGGAGGCUGCAAGGAAUGCAGGGUGGGGUCAAGGAGCAAUGGAGCUGAAGAUAAUCUGGGGGUCAGAUGGGAGUACACCCUGGACUGGAUCUGGCCAACAGGCCAGCAGUUCUUUGCCUGUGCUCUAAAGUGGCUUUAGAGUUAUUGUCUGGAUCCAAGGCAGCCCUUGCCAACAGCUUUGCCGGCUGGAGUUAACGGGAGCUGCCUCCCAAAACCUCUGAAGAGUUCCAGGUUGGCUAAGGUUGAUCUAAGAAAACUCACUUUUUAAUCCUGCAUAGGCCAUGAUUCCUCUGGCAACUUUAGGCAGAACCCACCUAAGUAAGAGGUGGCCAAACUGGAAAAACAUUUGAUGCUUCUCCGUCAGGAAUACGUCAAGUUGCAGAAGAAGCUGACUGAGACGGAGAGGAAAUGCACUCUCUUGGCCGCUCAGUCUAACAAGGAGAGUGCCAGCGACUCCUUCAUCAGUCGGCUGCUUGCCAUCGUAGCAGAGUUGUAUGAGCAGGAGCAAUACAGUGACCUGAAGAUAAAGGUUGGAGACAAGCGCAUCAGCGCUCACAAAUUUGUAUUGGCAGCUCGCAGCGAGACUUGGAGCCUGGCCAACCUGGUGUCUACGGAGGAGCUGGAUCUGUCAGAUGCUGACCCAGACGUGACAACGGCGAUGUUGCGUUGGAUCUAUACAGAUGAGCUGGAGCUGAGAGAAGAUGACGUGUUCCUGACCGAGCUGAUGAAACUGGCAAACAGGUUUCAGCUGCAGCUCCUCAGGGAAAGGUGUGAAAAAGGAGUCAUGUCACUUGUGAACGUCAGAAACUGCAUCCGCUUCUAUCAAACAGCUGAGGAGCUGAACGCCAGCACUUUGAUGAACUACUGUGCAGAGAUAAUUGCUAGUCAUUGGGAUGAUUUGAGGAAAGAAGACUUUAGCAGUAUGAGUGCUCAGCUAUUGUAUAAAAUGAUCAAAUCCAAAACAGAGUUUCCUUUGCACAAAGCUAUUAAAGUGGAGAGAGAAGACGUCGUUUUCCUGUAUCUUAUUGAAAUGGAUUCGCAGCUGCCUGGGAAGCUAAAUGAAGUAGAUCACAACGGAGAUCUUGCUUUAGAUCUGGCACUUUCUCGAAGGCUGGAAAGCAUUGCAACCACCCUGGUUAAUCACAAGGCAGAUGUGGACAUGGUGGACAAGAAAGGCUGGAGCUUGUUGCAUAAAGCUAUUCAGAGGGGAGAUAAAUUUGCUGCUAGCUUCCUUGUUAAAAACGGUGCCCGGGUGAAUGCUGCAACCUUGGGAGACCAAGAGACUCCCUUGCACCUCGUGGCCUCCUACAGCCCCAAGAAGCACAAGCCAGACAUCAUGGCAGAGAUGGCGCAGAUUUCAGAGUCCCUCUUGAAGGCAGGAGCCAAUCCAAACAUGCAGGACAGCAAAGGAAGGACUCCACUGCAUGCCUCCAUCGUUGUGAGAAACGACCAAGUAUUCAGCCAGCUGCUCCAGUGCAAGCAGCUCGAUUUGGAACUGAAGGAUCAUGAAGGAAGCACUGCUUUGUGGCUUGCUGUUCAGUAUAUCACGGUGUCUUCUGACCCGUCCGUCAACCCCUUUGAGGAUGUCCCGGUGGAAAACGGCACUUCAUUUGAUGAGAACAGCUUUGCGGCCAGGCUCAUCCAGCGGGGCAGCAAUACGGACGCUCCCGACACAGCGACUGGAAACUGCUUGCUGCAAAGAGCAGCAGGGGCAGAAAACGAGGCUGCCGCUCUGUUCCUGGCAACUCACGGGGCCAAAGUUAACCACCGGAAUAAAGCGGGGGAAACCCCGCUGCACACAGCUUGCCGGCAUGGCCUAGCCAACCUCACGGCAGAGUUGCUGCAGCAAGGAGCAAAUCCUAAUAUCCAGACGGAGAAAGCCGUGCCUGCCCAGAAGGGGACAGCGACGCCCAGCACAGCAGAUAACGUCAGCCUGCAAACUCCUCUUCACAUGGCAAUAGCUUAUAACCACCCGGAUGUGGUGUCCGUCAUACUGGAGCAAAAAGCAAAUGCGCUACAUGCUACCAACAACCUGCAGAUCAUUCCUGACUUCAGUCUCAAAGACUCCAGAGACCAAACAGUCCUGGGAUUAGCCUUAUGGACAGGAAUGCACACUAUUGCCGCUCAGCUGCUUGGCUCUGGGGCCUCCAUCAAUGACACGAUGUCAGACGGGCAGACUCUGCUGCACAUGGCAAUACAGAGGCAGGACAGCAAGAGCGCCCUCUUCCUCCUGGAGCACCAAGCAGAUAUCAGUGUCAGGACUCAGGAUGGUGAGACGGCCCUCCAGCUGGCCAUCAAAAACCAGCUUCCUCUUGUGGUCGAUGCGAUCUGUACUCGGGGGGCAGACAUGUCUGUGCCAGACGACAGAGGGAACCCUCCGCUCUGGCUCGCUCUGGAAAACAACCUGGAAGAUAUUGCUUCAACUCUGGUGAGACACGGUUGCGAUGCUACGUGUUGGGGUCCAGGACCGGGAGGCUGCUCACAGACUCUGCUGCACAGGGCCAUCGACGAGAACAGCGAACAGAUCUCCUGCUUCCUUAUCCGCAGUGGCUGCGACGUCAACAGCCCAAGGCAGCCUGGGGCCAAUGGCGAGGGGGAUGAGGAAGCCCGCGAUGGACAGACGCCCUUGCACUUGGCAGCUUGUUGGGGCCUUGAAGAAACUGUGCAGUGCCUUCUAGAGUUUGGAGCCAAUGUAAAUGCACAGGAUGCGGAAGGGAGGACGCCCAUCCACGUUGCCAUUAUCAACCAGCACGGUGUCAUUAUCCAGCUGAUGAUCUCGCACCCGGAAAUCCAGCUCGGCAUACGGGACCGGCAAGGCAUGACCCCUUUCGCCUGCGCCAUGACGUACAAGAACAACAAGGCGGCAGAGGCGAUCCUGAAGCGGGAACCGGGAGCGGCCGAGCAGGUGGACAACAAAGGCCGGAAUUUCCUCCACGUGGCUGUUCAGGGUUCCGAUAUCGAGAGUGUGCUCUUCUUGAUCAGUGUCCAGGCAAACGUCAAUUCCAGGGUGCAGGACGCCUCCAAGCUAACUCCAUUGCAUCUUGCCGUGCAGGCUGGUUCUGAAAUCAUUGUGCGUAACCUGCUGCUUGCAGGCGCCAAAGUCAACGAGCUGAACAAGCACCGCCAGACAGCCCUCCAUCUGGCUGCCCAGCAAGAGCUUCCCACCAUUUGCUCGGUUCUCCUGGAGAAUGGAGUGGACUUUGCAGCCGUGGAUGAAAACGGGAACAAUGCCUUGCACCUGGCGGUGAUGCAGGGACGUCUAACUAACAUCCGUGCCCUCCUGACAGAGUGCACUGUGGACGCAGAAGCUUUUAACCUCAGGGGUCAGUCCCCGAUGCACAUCCUGGGGCAAUACGGGAAGGACAAUGCAGCAGCCAUCUUUGACCUCUUCCUAGAAUGUAUGCCGGAGUAUCCUCUCGACAAGCCAGACGCUGAAGGGAACACCGUGCUUCUCUUGGCCUACAUGAAGGGAAACGCCAACUUGUGCCGGGCCAUUGUGAGAGCUGGUGCUCGCCUGGGCGUCAACAACAACCAAGGCGUCAACAUCUUCAACUAUCAAGUUGCGACCAAACAGCUUCUCUUCCGGCUGCUGGACAUGCUGUCCAAAGAACCCCCCUGGUGUGACGGCUCCAAUUGCUACGAAUGCAGCGCCAAGUUUGGGGUCACGACAAGGAAGCACCACUGCCGGCACUGUGGGCGCCUUCUCUGCCACAAGUGCUCAACCAAGGAGAUCCCCAUCAUCAAAUUCGACUUGAACAAGCCUGUCCGGGUCUGCAACAUCUGCUUUGACGUCUUGACUCUGGGCGGAGUUUCCUAGUCCCCCUGCGCAAAGGAGAGUGACUCCCGGGCCACACCCCUCCUUCCUCCUUGCGAACCGCCUAUCACAGGGAUGUGGGUUGCCCGGGGGGGGGGCACCUGUUUUGUCUUCCUGUUAACGGCCGAGACUGAUUGACUUAAGGGACCACACAAACACUAUAUUCCAGUAUAAAUGGGUUUUGUACGAAUGUUAACGCUAGAAAACUGGAUUGGGAACAACUUGGAACUCUUGCAAAGUUGGUGCGAGAACAAAUGUGAACUGAGUGAGAGGGCCCUCUCCUUACUCUGGGCAGGGCAGAGAAAAUGAAAUUUUUUGCAUUUGUGGAUCAUGUAACAUAGCAGGCCUGUGCAAAUGGCCACCGAGCUGUUUCGAAGCCCAAUCACAUUGUGGGGUGCGGGAGGGGUGGGUGUUUGAAUAUUGGGAGCACUUAACAAAUUCCUGGGUAACUCUGUGUGAUGACCAACCCCUCUUGUUACCUUCCUGGAGAGAAGGUUCUGGUUCCCUCACUGGCUUUUGUCCUAAAAUGGGCAACUGUGCUAUGCACAGUCAGUGUUCCCUUCCAGAAGAAGCUGCUGUCUUCAAAACAGGGUUUUGUCGUUUAAAUGCAUUUGCUGAAGAAUUCCUUUGUGUGGCCUUACGACAGAAGCUUUACAGUUUCUCCUGCUUCAACAAGAGCUGCAACGGGUGCUGUCAGAACGUUGAUUUCUUCCCUUCCCAAUCUGCUCUCUUCCAUGUUAAAAAUAAAGAUUAAAAAAUAGGCAGGAGGAGGAGGAGGAAAGACAGAAAGAGAAAGCGAGCUUUGUUACCAAAUCAAAGGCUCCUGGAAGGGAGGGAAAGCUGCCGGCUGGCCCUUUCGGCACAUAUCAAUAACUUUGCAAAUAGUCAUAUGUUUACAGCAGUUUUCGCCAAGCUGGUGCCCACCAGAUGUUCUGGGCUCCCAUCAGCCCCAGCCAACACGAGUCCAGAUCAUCCGAAGGGCAGCAGCUGGGCAAAGGCUGGUUUACAGCGAUGUUGGAAGGAAGGUCCAGAGGUUUGGACUGGCUCGGCGUUGGGGAACACAGUGUAGGAGCUAGCACAGAGCAUCUGGAUUCGGCAAGUUGCUUUGAUGGACGGGGUGGGACAAGGCAGGGGUGACGGUGGCACAGAGCCUGAUGUGAGGGUGAUGAUUCAGUGGGAGCUGAUCGCAAAGGCAGCCGUGUCCUAGCUGCACCUCUGCUGGCCACCCGGACUUCCCAGCUGUCGUGUUUCCCCCCCGAGGCCUUCUCCAUUUAAGAUGCUGUUAGUGACUUGGCCCUUUUGAGGAGCUCUGUCUCCAAGCUGCGCUCGCCGAGAUCACUGCAGGUCUAAUGCUAGGCCAGUAUCACCUGGCCUUAACUGGGUUUUUUUUUUACACACACCCUUUUCUCCACGACAGCUAACUUUGUUCAUUGGGUCCCUGCAAAAGCAGGCCCUGACGCUGAAGAGGCUGUUUGGGUGUGACUGAUACAGCAAGCAAGAAGACUGAGCCUCACGUGCUCGGACAUAAAGCUCUUUGCCUUCUUAGAAACACAACAAAGUUCUGGGAGGUGGACGUGGCAAAGUCUUCUGUCGCUGCUCCAGAACGAAUCGGUUGGGAUGUGAGUCUCUUAACCUCAGUAACCACUACUUUUUCAGUCUGUGUGUACAUAUAUAUAUAUAUAUAAGGGGGAGAGGAAAAUAUCAUUUAUAACGUCUGAUCUCAUUUUCUUCCCCUCUUCCCCCCCCCCUAGAAUACUAAUGUGUCAUCCCCUACUUACAUAUGUUCGUGUGUAAAAAGAGCUGAAAAACCACAGUGCUACUUUUUUAUAGGAUAUAACAGCUUUAUAUGUUCUGUAAAAUCCUGGGCUAUGUGCAGUAAAAGACAACUUGCCGGGGGGGGGGGGAAUCUAUGAAGAUUGACGCAUACAUUUCAAGUGGGGUUAGCCCUUCUGACCUCUGUCAGGGGAAGAACUGGAACUGCAACCCUCUUCAAUUAUGUGUGGGUUUACUGUGUUUUCCACACCCAUCACCUUGUGGGGAGAAUUCCUGCUCGUCUCUGCUCUCCUCUUCCUGCCCCCAGCCCUCUGCUCCAAAAUAAUCUGUCUCAACACCUUCUUGACCUGCCUUUGUCUCUCUGCCCCCUGAGGAGUAAGUCAUUUAAGAAGGGGUGCCCUUUUCACAAAAGGCUUGUUCCAGAGGACCCCCAGGGAGGAAAAAAAGCAGUGAGACAGUAGCAUUUCACCUGGGAAACGGUCUCUUGACACGAUGGGUGGUCUCUCCAAGGCCAGUUUAACACUGCACAGGUGCCACGGUCAUGCACCGUGAAUCCGAUCCUCUGUUCAAAGUUCCCCUUUCUAGAUUCACAGGCAUUUCUCUGAACUGGCAUCGUGUGUGUGACUAACCCCCCCAAAAAAGCAGAGUAGCACCCCUUCCGGGUUGUUAGCAUUUGAGCAAAUGAUCCACUGCAAAAGCUGCACGUGCACACAGCCCCACACAGCCUGGGAAUUGAGAAUGGUUUUUUUUUUCCAGGAUGGCGGUGCAUUUUUGGGUUCUAGGUGGACUUCGUCGGGUUGCACAAAACUAAUCACUGUAAAGCACUUUUAAUAAAAGCUUUUAAGCCUGAGUCUGCAUGACUGGCCCGAAGAUUGUGUUACCAGGGGAGAAAUCCACCAUAGCCCAUGAAUUGGCUGGAAGAGGCUGCAGCAGGAAUGAUUUCUCCUAGCCUAAGCCUCCUUGUUUCAAACUCCCUUGCAGAGAGAGAAAUGGAUCUUCAGAUCAGAGAGGAUUCCAACGUCCACCAAAUCUCAUGCUGCUGUAGCUUGCACUAUAAUUUGAUCAGUUGACUUGCUGUGAAAUGGAACCCUAAAGAUUUUGCUGGGGCUUCUGAGUUUGAAAUUCUGAUCUGUAUUUCCCAGUUCGACAAGUGAGAUGAACUUUUAUUACCCGUUCUUGUGGAAGGCUUACUUCCUGUGGAAGGCCUGUUACGCCCUGUCUUGGGACUUAAAAACACAAUCCCUGUUAGACGUCUGUUUUGUGCUCUGAAGAUGCAUUAACAAAAAUGUGAGGAUUGUAUACAGCUGGGGCUGAGGAGUUCUAGGAGAGCUCCAAAUCGACUCCCAGCAAUGGGCUUCCUUUAGUCUAUGCCUGCCCCCCAGCUAGAGCAGGUGUUUGAAACUCGAGGGCAUCUGCAGGGUUUGGGGGGCUGGCACUCCAGAAACAUUUCUAGAGUUCUGGUGAUAGCUGCCUCUUUGUUAGACCUUCGCAGAGCAAACACGACUUGCUGGUUUUUCAGACCUACAAGGCUUCCCAUCUCGAGAAUGCAGGAAAUCCAAACGCCUUCCAAAGCAAUCCAUAAUGACCAAAGCAGAGUUGGGGAGUGUGUGCAUUGAGGAUGCAGAAGGGAGAAUGCCUGUUCUUAGCGCAACCCACGGCUGUUUUCCCUGUCCUCCUUUCCCCUCCGUUCUGCAUUUUAGGCAGAGGUGUUGAAUGUGACUUGCACUGUGAACUCAGUAGAAGGAAAACCCUUCACUUUUGGUCAGUACCCUUCCAAGUUGUCUUUAAAAAAAUUAAAAAAUAAAUUC